AGUCAAGUUGCAGUCACCAAGUACAACGCUCGUUCGUUCGGGCCAGACACAGGGUUCCCUGUGAUUAUGUCCAGCUCCGCCAUUCUGUUACUGAUACCAUUUUUUCUCUGGAUAUCAGGCAUUCAUGUCUUAGCGGCUGGUCAGAUUCCUCUCGCGUCGGCGGCUGCGUCCUUCUCGUUAACCACCAGUACCAUGAUGCCCUUUCCUUCUGCUACUCAAAGCGCAUCCGACGCAUCUUCAUUCAUUGCAUCUCAGUGGUCAUUAAGCAAGGGUCAUCUCCAGAACGGUGACAGCAAUGUUGCCUUCGUGAGCGAUCCGUUCCCAAACUCUCCAGCUCCUGGUGCGACCGUUUCAAAUUCUUCCGGGCCAGUCUUACAAGUGACGUAUGCUGCUGGCACCUACGGAAGUGGUGAUUCUGGCGCACAGUGGUACUCGCUGUGGAAUACAACCGACGGGUCUCAAUUUCAGAGCAUGAUGCUCUCCUACGAACUUGCUUUUGAUUCCAAUUUCAACUGGGUCCAAGGUGGAAAGCUCCCCGGGCUUAGAGGCGGUCCCGAUGUCAAUGAUUGCUCUGGCGGGGCAGAACCGAAUGGCACUAAUUGUUUCAGCACCAGGCUCAUGUGGCGAAAAAAUGCGGAAGGAGAAGUUUAUGCAUACAUGCUGACUCCUAACAACAUUUGUUCGGAUAGCAACAUGAUCUGCAACUCUGAUUACGGAGUUAGCAUCGAUCGAGGCUCAUUUGGCUUCGAGACCGGACAUUGGUGCCGCGUCACAAUCCUCGUGCAACUGAACAAUCCCCCUGAUGUUGCGAACGGCAACAUUGUUUUGUACUUUAAUGACGUACAAGCGUUUUCACAACAAAACUUGUACUUCAGGACAGUGAACAAUGUCACUAUCGGGGGAUUGUACUUCUCGACGUUCUUUGGAGGUGACGACUCCAGCUGGGCGACACCAGAAACUGUACAUACCUAUUACCGCAAUAUACAGAUGUGGGGCAGCUCCUCUCCAUCCUCACUUUCUGGACAGACAGUCAAUGCUGCGCUAUCCUCACGCUGCAGGUUUGGAAGCAUGAGAUGGACGCUGUCUACAUCAGUUCUUCUCACUCUUUUCAUUUAUCUAUAGACCUUGAUGAGACGUGGACACUUGCUGCAUGGAUAUUUAUGCAUUACCUCGGUUGUAUCAUAACAAUUUCACUGUGUUUUCUACAUGCACUUGGAGCACUCAGCUGGCUGGCUAAUGACACAUCGUAAUUGGAU
Molecule: messenger RNA, 1256 nt
Organism: Suillus paluster
Lineage: Eukaryota; Fungi; Basidiomycota; Agaricomycetes; Boletales; Suillaceae
Product: polysaccharide lyase family 14 protein
Exons: 6
Coding region: 67-1122 (351 amino acids)
Source: RefSeq, a predicted model, not a curated record